GCCAGCCUAAGCCAAGAUCACCACCAUAAAAACCAAUUUCAACUCCUCAACAUGUGCGCUCACAAGACCAUCGCUUACGCAUGCGGAUGCGUAGCUAGAUUACUUGAAGCUUGCCCCCACGCGAUGAAGAUUAAGAUUUCUCGCGAAAACUGCCAGUUUCAUUUCUCGGAACCGACCGAGAUAGACGAGGGUGAAUGUCUCAGCUGUGUUGUCAGGACCACACAGCGUAAUCAGAAGAAGCUCGAAGGCAUGAAAUUGGAGGAUUUUCAUGUUGCAAACCUCAAGUUUCCACCAACUGCAUCUCCACCUCCGGAAGACGACGAAGAGACGCCCCGUCAAAGUUCCAGUCAGCCUCCGAACCCACGCGAAACCGAAAGCAGACUUCCAGUACGUGAGAGCCAACCACAACGACCUGUUGCAGAGCCAUGCACAGUUCCUCUCGAGGCUGAAGUCGAGCCAUUCAAGCCCAAGAAAUUGGUGAGAAAGAUGAGCGAAAGGAUUAAGAAAAUAGCGAGACAGUUCUCGAAGAAGGAGUAAAAGGUAAGUGGAACACCUUGGUGACUUUCAGGAGAUAAGUCGAGAGCAUUACCUUAUGAAAACGCCACCAAAAAAAAGUAUCAAGGAGUAUCUCACGAGGUUGGAAGACUGUAUGAUGUAUGACUUACGCAGGCCUUGAUUAAUGAAAUACA
Molecule: messenger RNA, 689 nt
Organism: Botrytis cinerea B05.10
Lineage: Eukaryota; Fungi; Ascomycota; Leotiomycetes; Helotiales; Sclerotiniaceae
Exons: 1
Coding region: 52-537 (161 amino acids)
Source: RefSeq, a predicted model, not a curated record